AUGCGGUUACCAAGAAGGAAAUUAUUAAGAGAUUUUAAAAUAGGUCGCGGUGGUAACUCUCUGAAAAUCCAACGGCAAUUUGAAGAAGAAGAAAUUAUAGUAUCUAUCGAUGUGGAAUUAUACGAUUCAGUUGGACCAAAACGUGUAAUAAGAUUAUGUGAAGGAAAACAAGCAUUUAUAAAUUCAAGUUUAAAUACGAAACUAAUUAAAUAUGAGCCUGCAGGUCCUUGUUUUCAAGUAUCUGAGAGCUGCAUGCUGGAGUUAGAUUUAGGUUAUAAAGAAACUCUCUCAAAUGUAGAACUUAUUAUAAUACCAUGUUCUGUCAUAUUCACGCUGGUGUUAAUAUUGCAAGCUAUCGAAGCUAUAAGGAAGCAUUGCAGGAAGAAACCAGAUAUAGCCAACAGACCACCAAUGCCUCUCCCACAUCAUCCAUUCUACCUGAAUCUGCUCUUCCAAAAGGAAUGUGAACUAGAAAUUCGAGAGAAGGAAGGUCAACUCUGCGAAGAAAAUAUUUAUGAAGAAAUUGAUUCGUAUUAGAGAACUGUUUAACUAUAGGUCCCGGCGGUAAUUGAACAUCCUUGGCAGUCGUUACGGUUAGUCAGAAGCCAGUAAGUCUGACACCAGUCUAACCAAGGGGUAUUGGGUUGCCCGGGUAACUGGGUUGAGGAGGUCAGAUAGGGCAGUCGCUCCUUGUAAAACACUGGUACUCAGCUGCAUCCGGUUAGA
Molecule: messenger RNA, 726 nt
Organism: Helicoverpa armigera (cotton bollworm)
Lineage: Eukaryota; Metazoa; Arthropoda; Insecta; Lepidoptera; Noctuidae
Exons: 5
Coding region: 1-537 (178 amino acids)
Source: RefSeq, a predicted model, not a curated record